GCCAAAAGCACAAUCUGCCGCCUGGCGCGGGCAGGCUCCGCCCCUGGGCCUUGUGAGUCUCUGGCUUGCUGGGCGGAGGCAGCGGGGCUGGGUCUUCCUCCCCUCCCCUGCCUGUCACGAGGCCGGGCGGCUGUAAACACUGCAGUUUGUGUCCCUGAGCUGCUGGGGGAUGGAUGAUAGCCUGGUUCUCGCGUUGGGAGGCCUGAGCCUCCAGCCUCGAGCGCCAGGCAGGGAGCCUCCUCGCAGGCGCCGCUUCACCAAAAGUCUUUACUUGCUACGAGGUCUGCCCGGCUCCGGGAAAACUACCUUGGCCAGGCAACUGAAACGUGAAUUUCCCAGUGCAGUUAUUUUCAGCACUGAUGACUACUAUUUCACAGAGGAUGGCACGUACAUAUUUGAUCCUGAUUGCCUGGAAGAUGCACACAAGUGGAACCAGAAAAGAGCACGUAAAGCAAUGAAGAAUGGGAAAUCCCCCGUUAUUAUUGAUAAUACCAACAUCCACGCUUGGGAAAUGAAGCCAUAUGUGAUAAUGGCACUUGAAAACAACUAUGAAGUUAUAUUUCGAGAGCCAGAUACACGCUGGAAAUUCAACGUUAAUGAACUAGUGAGACAUAAUAGCCAUGGUGUUCCAAGAGAAAAGAUACAACGGAUGAAAGAACAGUAUGAACAUGAUGUUACCUUUCACAUUGUGCUUCAUUGCGAAGAACCAGCUAGACAUGUCAACAGGUCCCAUGGCAUUCGCAACACUGGAGACUUUUCUAAUCCAAGUCCAGCAUUCUCCAACAGACGAGCUCACACCCACUCCACAAAUGAAAGAUCAUUUAGUAGGAGAAGUAAUUUCCAUAGGGCCUUUUAGUAAUUUUUACCAAGAUGUAUAUGAUUUUUUGACGUUUUUAGCAGUUUUUACUUUUUUUACUGAUACAAUGUACAAAUGUAAAAUAGGGCAGUAAAUGUCUUUACCAGAAGAGGUCUUAAAAUUGUUAAUUUAAAAAAAUUAAUGAGACAGAAUGAGUGAAUCUGCUUGCAUUUCUGUAUCCAAUUUCUUAAAUUCUGUAAGAUUUGUGUGUUUUGUGUAUUUUUAGCAUUAUGUGUUUUACCAGUUUUACACAAGCCUUCAUCAUUACCCUUACAGGACUGUGUUUACUUUUUAAAAAUAAUUAAGGGACACAAUAUUAUUUACUCUUGAACCAGGUAUACAGAAAAUAUGCAAAACAUAAAAAUUCCAGAAAUCACUCUAGAGUAGUAAUUAGAUUUGUAACUGUUUUGUUAGUCCUAACAAAGAACCAGAAAUCCCUUCAAAGUCUUGACAAUUUUUUAAGGUUUAAAUUUUACACUUGUAUUAAGCUGAAUAGAAGUAUCAAAAUUUAAGAAGUACUUUGGAUAGUUAUUUAUUCUGUUGAAUCCACAACCCAAUGAAAGAUUACAAGGGAAGAUCACAAAAAGUGGGACAAGGGCAUUAAUCUGAUGAUUUAGAUAUAAAUAAGGGACACCUAUGUUAAAAUUAGCACUACUGCUAAAUUGGUGUCAGACUGUUGACCGUCAAUAUAUCUAAUCCUCAACAUGCCCAAAUCUGUAGAUCCUUAAAUCCAGAGACUGAAGUCAUGAACAGACAAGGCAUCUUUCUCCAAAGCUGAAAAAAAAAAUCUGAAAAAAAGCAUUGCCUGUAUCAGCAGCUGGGCUGGCCAUUGCUAGAAACUGAACAGUAUUGCCAGCCUGGUUUCUGUCAAAGGCGGGAAGAGGAGACAAGGCCCUUUCAAGGCAUCUGAGGGAGGACUCACUGGGGCUAGGUCAGACAGCAAACACUGGGUGAUUUGUUACCCCCUGGACUAGUUUUCUUGCUACUGUAGAACAGUAGCCAGUCACAAAAAACAAUGUGAUGUAGUGGUUACAACUCGGUCAUAAUUUUCCAGAUAGAGGCUGCCAGGGAGUAAAGGUGAGAAAAUUGAAGACAGGCAGAUAAAGUUAGGUUGGUGAGAAAUGCUAUGGGAGCUUAAAAAAAAAAGGUAGUAGAGAAGGGGAACUUAGAUGUCUCUGCAAGUACUUAGUUAAACAUGUAUCACCACUGUAUUUCAGGAAUUUGUAAAAUUCACCACCAGUCUUGUUGGGCUCUCUCAGUAUUCCAUUUUUCUGAGGACAAAUCAGUCCACAAAUCUUUAUUUUGAACAGGAUUGAAUUAUGUACAAUAGGCAAACAGUGAAACCAAUAAAGAGUUCUUUAAAUAUUAAAAUAUACAAUAAA
This is a messenger RNA of Heteronotia binoei (common prickly gecko), 2238 nucleotides long. RefSeq names its product NEDD4 binding protein 2 like 1 (gene N4BP2L1). The record is from RefSeq and is a predicted model, not a curated record. Lineage: Eukaryota; Metazoa; Chordata; Lepidosauria; Squamata; Gekkonidae. Bases 170 to 856 code for a protein of 228 amino acids. The transcript is spliced from 5 exons.